Anoplophora glabripennis (Asian longhorned beetle) is the source of this 1623-nucleotide messenger RNA. RefSeq names its product venom protease-like. Gene Ontology annotation, molecular function: serine-type endopeptidase activity. Gene Ontology annotation, biological process: proteolysis. The coding region runs from base 39 to 923 and encodes 294 amino acids. The record is from RefSeq and is a predicted model, not a curated record. The transcript has 5 exons. NCBI's taxonomy places the organism in Eukaryota, Metazoa, Arthropoda, Insecta, Coleoptera, Cerambycidae.
GUUAACUUUACAUAUUAUUUCAGUUUCUGUAUCAGACUAUGCAUCGCAUUAAAGUAUAUAUGUCGCUGACCUUCAUUUUCACCGUAAGCGCUGAGCAUUCUAGGGGCUACCACCAGAAGAGACACCUGCCAAAGGACUGCGGCAGGACGAGAUUCGACGACGGAAAUCCCAGGAUAGUAGGGGGCAUCCGGGCCUACCUCGGCCAAUUUCCUUGGAUGGCCAGAAUAGGAAUAAAGCAGGAGAAGAAGGAGGAGUGGUUCUUCUGCGGAGGAUCUCUGAUCAACAGGUACUACGUGGUAUCGGCCGCACAUUGCGAGGAAACGGGAAACAUUGUGAGACUGGGCGAAAGCGACACCGAAACUCCCAUCGACUGUGACGACUUUGGCGAUUGCGCCCCGCCACAUCAAGAUAUCGGUAUUAAGGCCUACAAGUUUGCCAACUACUGCAGGACGAUCAGUGAAAAUGAUAUCAUGCUGAUUGAAUUGGAGGAGCCUGCUAAAUUGAACGAGUUCGUACAACCGAUUUGCCUCCCAACAACUAACGAAGUAUUAUCGAGAAGCCUCGUAAAUGAGUUCGUGGUGCUAUCGGGAUGGGGCUCGGUGGAUGGACGAAACCCCCUGGAAGGUUCCAAACAUUUGAUGUAUAUCAUCGUUCCUGUGACAGACUUUAAGACAUGCAAACGUACUUUUCCGGAUAUAACAGAAGGCCGUCAGAUCUGCAUGGGACAAUCGAGGAAAGGACGCAACGCCUGUAACGGCGAUUCUGGGGGCUCCGCAGCUAAGGCCGUGAAAGUGAAUGGAGUUCAUAGAAUGUACCUGUUUGGGGUGGCUUCGUACGUCCAAGCAAACUGCCAAGGGGGUGCCGUAUACACAAACGUCCCGUACUAUAUGGACUUUAUUCUGAACGGAAUUGAAAAAAGUUGAUUCUGAUCUACCUUCCCAAAAAGAUCCAACCCCACGGACCGAGUCUUAUAAAAAAUGUUUCGGAUCAAAGUUGUAGAAUAUCAAGAAAACUCCACCGAAAGUUUUAAUAUCAAGCAAAGAUCAACUUGAAAAUAUUAAAGGAAUAUUUUAUCUUUGUAUCAGCAAUCCAUAGAACGUCAAAUCUGUCAUCCGGAUAUGGGGCCACAAAAUCUUCCCACUAUGUCCUUGAAGGUCGUUUGGAGGUUAAACUCACAAUUUGUACGAUUUUGAAUUACUAAUUUAUGAUCAUGAUCUUAUAUUUGACUCAACAGCCGGAUCCUAUCAUCAAAUUUUAUUUAUUAAUCUAGGAGUGUGUUAAAUUUCAAAAUUAUUGUCAAGAUCAUACUGAACACAUACAGAUAAUAAAUUCUAAUACUUUUGUAUACAUUCUUUUUGUAGAAAAACGGAUUUGACCUUCAAAUAAGCCACAAAGGUAUUCUAGAAAAAUUCUUUAAUCGCAGAUUCCGAUAUAAAAUUUGCCGCUGUUUCGUUUGUCGACAUGAAAAAUAGCGUUUUCGAUUUAAUUGUCUAGAUUAUUUUAACCUUACAACUUGUACUGAAGGUCAAAUGCAAGGUCACCAGAAUGCGGGUUUUUUGAUAUCUACAAUUUUUAUCUGAAACUGUUUUAAUAAGACGGAAUCCUGAAAAGUUUUCAGGGGAC